Messenger RNA from Hydra vulgaris (swiftwater hydra), 739 nucleotides. RefSeq names its product large ribosomal subunit protein eL19. Gene Ontology annotation, cellular component: cytosolic large ribosomal subunit; ribosome. Gene Ontology annotation, biological process: translation. Gene Ontology annotation, molecular function: RNA binding; structural constituent of ribosome. The record is from RefSeq and is a predicted model, not a curated record. NCBI's taxonomy places the organism in Eukaryota, Metazoa, Cnidaria, Hydrozoa, Anthoathecata, Hydridae.
UCUGAGGAAUAUAAGUAAAUAAAUAAUGUAAGAGCAUGGAAAGAGGUUGCGAAAAUAGAAUGUCCGCCAUUUUGUGUGCCAUGUCUUUUUCUCCGGGUUAUCGCAGCCAUGAGCACCUUAAGGCUCCAAAAGCGAUUGGCCGCUAGUGUACUUAAAUGUGGUAAAAAAAAAAUUUGGCUUGAUCCCAAUGAAUCUUCAGAAAUUGCUAAUGCUAACUCAAGGCAAAAUAUACGUAAAUUGAUCAAGGAUGGUUUGAUUAUUAGAAAACCUCAGGUUGUUCACAGUCGUGCUAGGAUACGAACUAAUUUAGAAGCUAAACAAAAAGGACGUCAUAAGGGCUUUGGUAAACGUCAUGGUACUGCUAAUGCACGUAUGCCUGAAAAGGUAAUCUGGAUGAACAGAAUGCGUGUUCUUCGUCGUCUUCUAAGGAAAUAUAGAGAACAAAAAAAAAUCGAUCAGCAUUUAUAUCAUGAUCUUUACAUGAAAUCCAAAGGUAAUGUUUUUAAAAAUAAAAGAAAUUUAAUGGAACAUAUUCAUAAAAAGAAAGCUGAAAAGAAGAGAAGCAAAGAACUUUCUGAUCAAGCUGAAGCCAGACGAACUAAAGUCAAGGCUGCUCGUGUCCGUAGAGAUGAACGUCAAGCACAAAAGAAAGCAGAAAUAUUGCAAGCUUAUGCUAAAGAAGAUGGUGUUCAGCCUCAAGCUACUUCAUAAUAAUCUGAAAUACAAACUUAAAUUUAAA